AUUGAUUACUAGUAGGUUCCAGCGCAACCGUGUAAAGAUAUAUAAUCAUGCUGCCAACCUAAAACCAUCGAUUUUGCCCCUCCUUAUCGUAUUCUACUGACCAAUACUCCCGCGAAACCGCAAAACUACUCAACAUUCUCAUACAACGGAUACUAAAACAGCUAAAUGUCCGUCGAAACCCUUCCGAUAACGCCUGUUGCCUUCGCGGAGGCUAUCAAAGAGCUGAGCCUCCCCGUCCUCUACGCCAAAGUUGCCGAACUGAGAAACUCCGUCGCACAUCUCCAGCGCUCAAACCAAGAACUCCGCCUCUUCAUUACGGAGUCAUGCGAAAGCGACGCCGAAAAACAAGAGUUGGAGGGAUAUAUUGCGGAGAACGAAGGGGUGAAGGGGUCCAUGAAUGAGCGGAUUCGGCUGUGCAAGGCGGAAGUUGAAGGAAGGGGCAACGCUUGGAUCGAGCUAGACCCCGAAGCGAAUGAGGCUACAACUACGAGGAGGGAAGAAAACCAGGAGCGGGAACAAGACCGACCAGCUGCCCCGGGAUCUACAGCCGGUGCUGCAGUGAAUGGUGCAAGUUCGACCGCAAAUGAACCAACGGAGGAAUCAGGAACGGAGGAAUCAAGAAGCCGAGAUGGGGAUGGAGACGAGGGAGUAUAUCUUUGAUGAUUUGAGUUGGAUUUCAUCUCUCACUUGGCCACGUUCUUCCAGGAAGGGAUAUUUCGCUCGGUAACGAGCCCCUUCUUGCGAUGAGAUACCAGGUCUGAACUACACGGGCCAUCACCGGCAGGUGACCACGCACCUGAUCGCCGCCAGACAG
Aspergillus versicolor CBS 583.65 is the source of this 814-nucleotide messenger RNA. RefSeq lists its product as uncharacterized. Lineage: Eukaryota; Fungi; Ascomycota; Eurotiomycetes; Eurotiales; Aspergillaceae. The record is from RefSeq and is a predicted model, not a curated record. Gene Ontology annotation, biological process: proteasome regulatory particle assembly. Gene Ontology annotation, molecular function: protein-macromolecule adaptor activity. The coding region runs from base 166 to 660 and encodes 164 amino acids. The transcript has a single exon.